Molecule: messenger RNA, 5573 nt
Organism: Homarus americanus (American lobster)
Lineage: Eukaryota; Metazoa; Arthropoda; Malacostraca; Decapoda; Nephropidae
Exons: 18
Coding region: 132-3521 (1129 amino acids)
Biological process (GO): spindle assembly
Cellular component (GO): HAUS complex; mitotic spindle microtubule
Molecular function (GO): microtubule binding
Source: RefSeq, a predicted model, not a curated record
AACAACUUAAGCCUUCUUUAUGUGUUGUUGGGAGUGUUUACUAGUGUUGGCGGGCCGAGUGAGGUGAGGCUGUGUGGCUCCUGUCAACACAAGGACUGUCUCUCAACACUAUACUGACCUGUACAGUAAAGAUGCCCCCUCAACACACUCCUCUCUCUGCCAAGAAGGACAUGGGGCAGAUACUUUUCUCAUCUUUGCUGCUCCUGGGCAUGGAUGCUGUUGGUCUGGAGCACAACCUGGGCACACCAGUAAACCAGAAAAUGUUUGUGCGAAUGAAUAAGAAGCUUGGAGAAAUACUGCUCCAUUUUUUAUUUGUGUGUAUUGAUCAAGAAAAGGCAGCAAAGGUGUUCCGUGAUUGUUGGCCGUUGAUAGAUAGGAAGCAGGAGUCCCAGUUUCACAAAGCAACAUUUGAGUGGUACAAGAGCCUUCAGCAGAGUAAUGGGCAACCAGUGCCAGCUGUUGUGGCCAAAACUUUCAUGGUUCCUGGUGGCCCCAAGUUCACCUCAACAUUGAUUACACUCACCCGCUUAGCUUUACACUCCUCAGUUGCCAGGAAAGCUCCUGGCUGCACCCUUCUUCACUUUCCGUCUCACAGUCGCAGUUCAAUGUUAAAUGCGGAAACAUUGCUCCUGCUUAAGGCAUCAAAACAUGCUCACCAUCGAAACUUUAUUGCUAAACAGAAGAUUCGUCAAGAAGUCUUGAAAAGUCUCCAGGACAAGGCUAAGGAAUUGUCCAAGACAUAUCGUCAACAAUGUUCUGAGAGUGAGAAGACUAUGCAAGAGCACCAAAAGGCACUCAUGAAUAAUGAGAGGCUCACCCAACACCAGAAAGAUAUUUUCUCCACUGCUUCUUUGUCUGUACUAAAAAAAGAGAUUCUGGACGAUAUAUCAAAAAUGAACAGUGAAGCGAGCAAAUUAUGGGCACGAGCAGAAAAAUUUCGAGAGAUUGAAGAGUCGUCCUGGAAGAUUUUAUCCCCCUUAUUAGAUGGGACAACUUCUCUUUCACAUAUAGAUGGCUCAGCAUAUGCUCCACAGGUCCCUGAAAUGGUUUACAAGGCUCAUGCUAACACAAUAAACAAGGUGGGGUUACAUGGUCUCUACCACAAUGAUAAAUUAGACCUAUUGAGUCUGAUGCAAUACUCCAACUUGGCUCUGAGUUCUCUGCUUGACACAGUUCGUACUACUCACUGCCAGGCAAAGCCAGAGUCCACAGAAGAGCUAGAUGUUCAGACUGGCCGUGUGACAAGUAUGAGCGAGACUGUUAAUAAAUUAAGCAAUCAACUGAAUACCCUGUUACCUUCACUUAUGGAAACUGUUACCACUCAUCGCCAUCAAAUUGCAUCAACUUUAUCAUCUUCAGAGGCAGUUCAUUUAGAAGGAAAACCUCAUCUGUGGCCACCAACACCUCCACUUACUUUAGUAGAUACUCCAGUGGCCAUCAGGGGUGGGAGCAAGAUUGUCCCACUGCAGCUCACUCCGGGUAUAAAUCAUUCCAGGGCUGGUUUCUUUGAAAAUAGUUUAAAUGUCACACCAAGCAAGCUGCUCUCUAAUUCUGGCAUCACUCAGGCAGCCAAGAGAUCACCUAAAGCUAAUGUUGUCUACUCUCCUGCCACACACAGAGAUGAUUCUAUCAAGAUAGUAGUGGGGGAGAACACGAAGAGAUUAGUCACUGAGGCUGGAUUGACUAUGGAUAUGUUGACGGUGGACUGUCGUGGACGUUACCUAAAGAAGAGAGAGCACGAACAAGAGUUACUGCAGGCCAGCUGUAAUCCACCUUCUAAAAAUAAAGGAUAUAAAUCUUCCAUACCUAAGAGAUGUCGAAUCCCAAAGAGUUUGAUGAAUCAUUCUGUGGCCAGUACCAACACAGCCCCUGUAGUUGGAGUGGCUGAAUCUGGUGUUCAAAAAGUCACCAAUGUAAAUUCUGAUGAAGAAAGCUGUGAUGUAACCAAGUGCAAUAAUAAGACUGAGAAAGAAGACUUCAAUAAUUCCUUAAUUGAUAGACUGGCAGAUAUAAUUGUUAAUGAGGGUGAUGAUAGUGGUGCUGCAGAGCUCCUUGAUGCCCCACUCUUGGAGGAGGUUACCCGAAAUGGAUCCACAAUUGACUCUGGCUGUGCAGAAAUGAACUUACAUUCUGAUACUUUGCUUGAGGCAUUAGAAAAGAUGGACAUCACACCAAGACGAGAGCUCUUGGCACUGCAUGAGAGCAACAGAUCUUUAAAGGGAACUCCAGGAUUGGCAAGAAAAAUUGGCACUCCCUUCCACUGUGCUAGCCCAAGACUUUCCUCUCUGUCCAGGGAAACUCCAGAAAGGCAGAAAACUCCAGCACAGGGGUCACCUGUUCAGUUUACUCGGCUAAUAGACAUAACUCCCUAUGGCCCUCUAGUAUAUUCCAGGCACACACAAGAUAAAAUUCCAGUCACAGACUCUUCCAGAAUAUCACUGAGCAAACUGCAGGUCACAGGUUUUACAACCUAUGAUGCUGAUCCAGAAAAGUUAGUAUCUAAACAGGAAAAAACGAUACAUGAAUCUUCUCAAGAUCUUUUGGCAAAAAUGUCUUUCCUCACCCAGAGUCCAUUCAAGGAUAAUGCAACAUCAUCUUUAUCGUCAUCAUCAUCAUCAUCUAAUAUAUUGAACAAAUUUGAUGGUUUAGACUUCUCUUUGAUUAGCAAAGUCAGUAACUCCACAAAGCUUUUGACUGAUGAGGAAGCCAGUGAAGGUGGUACUGUAGAGAAACUCAGACACCAUUCUAAGACUAAAUUGAAUUUACUAAUAGAGCAAGUGCAACAAAUGAAACUGCAGCACCCAAGAAAAGUGGAUUCAGUUACACUAAGUAGAAGUGAAUAUAAAACACAAAGUAAUUUCUUGUCUUUUGUUGAGAAUUUAAAAAGUAGAAAAGAUGCAAACAGCAAGUCUUCCAAUAUAAAGUGCACUGAGCCAGGUAAAAGUGAAUUCAAGGUGGAUAACUCUGAUCUCGUGAGAAGUCUGUUACCCACAGACUCAAUAUUGAGCAAGUGUGAUGAAGAUGGGUCUAUGUUGGAGAUUAAGCAAGACUUCUAUAACAGUUUAACAAGGCUGCAGAAUCUUACAGGAGAUAAUGAUAAUGAUGACACGCUUACUGAGAAUAACUUGGAAACCAAGAAUAUUGAGAAAUCCCUUGAACCAGAGGAAACCUUCACCGAUGCUUCUGAUGUUGCUGAAGAUGUUUUUAGAUGCCCAAGUUAUCCAGGUCGUAGGUCUUACUUGCCAGAAAGUUCUGUGUUUGACACACUCACCGACUCCGUACUUACUGGCGAAUCAGCCGUCUCCAUUAUAAACAAUGAAGCCGUAAAGUCAGAGCUUCGCAGAGAGAGUAUAUCAUCUCGUAGGCAGUCUAUUGUCAGCACUGAAAGAAUGAGCUUGGGGUCCAAUAAGCGAUUAUCAGAUGUCUACACAACUUUCCAAAAACGAUUUUCACUUGAAUGUUCAGGAAUUCUUGAUGAAAGUGACUCCUGUCUACUUUCAAUUUCCAUGGAUGAGUUUUGAUGCUUAAAGAAUAAGACUGGUGUGUCUGAAAGCUUAUGGCAGAGAUGAUGGCAGUCCUUAGCAGAGUAGCAACCUUGAUUAUGAGGUCAGUGGCAGUUAUGAUGAGCUGUUGCCUCUAUUUAAUAUCCUGUCAUAAUAGAUCAUAAAAAUGUGAUAUCAUUCAAUGUUUUCCAGGUAGACCCCACUUUACAAAGCUGUGGUUUACAAAAUUUAAGGUAUGAAAAAAAAAGCCUUGAUUUACAAACAAAACCCCCAAAAUUGUGAGUCCUUUUUAAGUAAUAAAAUUAUGACCUUUUUUGUUUAUUAUUAUUAUUAUUAAGGAAUUACAAGUUUUGGGAGUUAGGCAGUAAAUUCCCCAUUUAAUUACAUGCAAAGUGCAAAAGAGUGUAAAGUUUUAGUGAGUAGGCUCGGUAUAUCUGCAGAUACUCUUCAAAAUUGUGGCACUUUGCAUUUGUGUAUGGCAGUACAUUCUGGUGAUGGGUUUUAGACAUUAUAAGUGCUGUAGUGAUAAAUGAUAUAAGAAGUAGGAUUUUUAUCUUAUGUGUAUAAUGUGUAGGUAAGCAUAAGUGUUAUGGCUUGUAUUACUUGACAGGUUGGUCAGUUAAUGUACUGUCCAAAUUCUGCUAAGUUUUGGAAUCCACAGCGUGCUCAAUUCAAAGUGAGCCCUGCUCCCACACAGGUAAAUGUACUCGCAAUGCUUUUCCUUUCAGUGAUAAAGAUUUAAAUGGGGGGGAAUCUUCACUGAAUUCAUUAAUGUGGUGGCAUGGCUCCUUUAGAAACCAGCAACCAACUAGCUUUUGUAAUUUAUAAUGAUUACAAACGAUACCAAAAAUGGGUCGAGUUUAGUACGUAAUUAUGUCAAUUGCUUCUCUCUCCACGUGUUCAUUUGGUAAUUCAAGUUUGUAAAGCUCUCUUGCAGUAGUCUCACCCACAUCAGUCUAAUUUUACUCGGGGUAUUGGUACUCUUAUCCUAAAAUUUAACCACUUUAAUCACCAUCUGUGUUAAGUAAGGAUAAAUAUUUUAAAAUUCUAACCCCAAAGCCACUUUUAUAGCCAUGACUACUACAUUACAGUACUUGUUAAUCACCAAGCUGUUACUAUCCUGCCAUAUAGAAGGUGUUCAGGUGUAUAAUAGCACUGUUUAGAAUUAUGGUAUUGCAUAUCACUUUAAAACUAAGAAUUACGUCAAGAGGAAAUACAGGUUGUAACUUCGCUCUAAUUUGGGUAAUAAAAACUUUUACUUUCUUUUUAUGCUAAUUAGAGCAGAAGUUACAAGUAUAUUAACUGGGCAUAGUAAAAAUGUCAAUCUUGUUAUGUCAAAGACAGUUUGCAGCUUUAAGAGUAUUUUAAGUGUAGCACAACAAAGUUUAGUGCUAAGGUAUACAAAAUUUGAAAAAUAUUUUCAAUGGGAUGGAGGUUUAUAUGCUAGAAGCAUCAUAUCUAAUCCUGAAAGUGGAGUAGUGUGUACACAAUUUUAUUCAAAAGCUUCCUUCCCUGUAAUCCAUACAUUCAGGUGAUCGGAACUCUAGCACGUUUGCUUCAUUUUUGUGCAAGUGAAGUAUCAUCCCCACAGUAUAAUACUGACUUCACUGUCAGACUGUGAUUGGGCUAACUGAAAGGUUUCUAUCUCUCAUUUUAAUAUCUAAAAGUUUAUGAACAAAUUAAAUUUAUUUUGCCAGAUUUGGGAAAGUCUUUGUACAGUAUAUAUAUUUUUAAUAAUAAUAUCUGUCUUCAUUUUCUCUGAUAAUUAGAAAAGUAUCCCUGGGGAAAGUAAUGUCUCAUAGUGUUGAUGUUUAUGCCGUAGGUUUAAUGAAAUUGUUACUUGCAUAAUAUAAAGAAAUAUUUAGGUUAUUGUAAUAUUUACUUUUUUAAUCAAAUGUAAUGUUGAUCUCAGUAAAACCAUAAAGGAAGACAUUGUAAAAUUCCUCAGUGCUGCAGUUAACUAGAAACUUGACACUAUAUUGGGGCAAAAAUGUUUUAAACUACGAAAAUGAAUUGUGUGUACAGUAUUUUAUAAGGUAGGUGAAUAAAUUUUGACAUGUUUAUAGUACC